UUCUGUGAAAACACUGAAAAGCUCUCGCUACGUGCUAUUUAUUACUAGUGUAACUUUUCACCUGGACCUCAUGCAUAUUAUAUCACCGUGUAACAAUGGAGCUCAAAAUCACCACCCAUUUGGGAAACCUUUUGCAGUUUUGCAUAGACAACAAAGCCCACAUAGCAGGCAAACUCCUCCACGCUCACAUCCUCCGAAUCGGCUACUUUACCAACACCUUUCUGUCAAACCGUCUCAUUGAACUCUACUCCAAGUGUGGCCAUAUAGAUAUGGCCCGUCAGUUGUUUGAUAAAAUGCCUGAAAGAAACAUAUAUUCCUGGCAUGCAAUCUUAGAUUCCUACUGUAAAGCUAACAAAUUGGACAAUGCGCAUGAACUAUUCGUUCAAAUGCCUGAGAGAAAUACUGUGUCGUGGAACACGAUGAUUAGUGCAUUAGUUCGAAAUGGGUGUGAAGAAAAAGCAUUGGACGUGUAUCAUAGGAUGAAUUUGGGUGGUUUUGUUCCCACCCAUUUUACAUUGGCCAGCGUUUUGAGUGCUUGUGGUGGUUUGGGAGAUAUAGUGUGUGGUAAGCAGUGUCACUGUGUUGCUGCUAAGAUCUGUCUUGACAAGAAUUUGUAUGUGGGAAAUGCUUUGUUGAGCAUGUAUUCAAAGUGUGGUUGUGUUAAGGAUGCGGUUGUGGCUUUUGGGGAUUUGGCUGAACCUAAUGAGGUUUCUUUUACGGCAAUUAUGGGCGGGUUAGCAGAGAGUGACCGAGUCGAGGAGGCUUUUAGCAUGUUCACGUUGAUGCAUAGAAGUGGCAUCUAUAUUGAUUCUGUUUCGUUAUCGAGUGUUUUGGGUGUGUGCACUAGAGGUGGGAAUGGAGAAUUUUGUGUUAAUAGCCAGAUGGAUGAGUUUUUAUGUAAUGUGCAUGGCCAACAAAUACAAGGUCUCACUGUUAAACUUGGGUUUGAAAGUGAUCUUCACUUGACUAAUUCAUUGCUUGACAUGUAUGCAAAAUAUGGAGAUAUGGACAGUGCUGAAUUAAUUUUUUCUAAUUUGCCAGAAGUUAGUGUUGUUUCUUGGAAUGUAAUGAUAGGUGGGUAUGGCCAGAAAUGUCAAACUGACAAAGCUAUAGAGUACCUGCAAAGGAUGCAGCUGCAUGGUUUUGAACCAGAUGAGGUCACUUACAUCAAUAUGCUUGCAGCAUGUGUCAAGUCUGGGGAUCUUGAAACUGCUUGUCAAAUAUUUUAUAGGAUGGAGUGCCCGAACUUAAGUUCAUGGAAUGCUAUUUUCUCCGGGUAUACCCAGAAUGGAAAUCAUGAGGAGGCAAUUAAGCUUUUCAGUGAAAUGCAGUUUCAAAAUGUUCAACCUGAUCGAACUACUUUGGCUGUUAUCCUCAGCUCAUGUGCUGCAAUGGGACUUCUGGAGGGAGGAAAACAGGUCCAUGCUGCCUCAAUAAAGACUCUGUUUCAUAAUGAUGUAUACGUUGCUAGUGGACUUAUUGGCCUGUACUCAAAGUGCAACAAGAUAGAGGUGGCCAUAUGUAUUUUUGAUAGAGUGCCGGCAUUGGAUAUUGCCUGUUGGAAUUCCUUGAUGGCAGGUUUGUCGCUAAAUUCUUUGGACAAGGAUGCUUUCACUUUCUUUAAGCAAAUGCAUGGAAAGGGGAUGAUCCCUACUCAAUUCUCUUAUGCUACUGUACUGAGUUGUUGUGCAAAACUUUCAUCUUUGGCUCAAGGUAGGCAGGUUCAUGCUCAGAUAGUAAAAGGUGGUUAUGUAAAUGAUGUCUUCGUGGGGAGUGCUCUGAUUGAUGUGUAUUCUAAAUGUGCUUAUAUAAAUGGUGCCGUGCAGUUUUUUUAUGAAAUGCCUUGUAGGAAUACUAUUACCUGGAAUGAGAUGAUACAUGGAUAUGCACAGAAUGGAUGUGGUAAUGAAGCUGUUUGUCUUUACAAGCACAUGAUUCAAUCAGGUGAGAAACCUGAUGAGAUAACCUUUAUUGCUGUUUUAACUGCUUGUAGCCAUUCGGGUUUGGUUGAUGCUGGGAUUAGAAUAUUCAACUCAAUGCAGGAAGAGUAUGGAGUGGAGCCGCUUUUGGACCAUUACACUUGCAUUAUAGACUCUUUGGGUCGUGCUGGUCGGUUCCAUGAACUGGAAGCACUUUUAGAAAAGAUGCCAUGUAAAAAUGAUUCAAUUGUAUGGGAGGUUGUGCUUAGUUCAUGUAGGGUUCGUGAUAACGUAAACUUGGCAAGAAGAGCAGCAGAUGAACUUGUCCGCUUGGACCAACAAAAUUCUGCCCCUUAUGUUCUUCUAGCCAAUAUGUAUUCUUCUUCAGGAAGAUGGGAUGAUGCAAAGGAGGUUAGAGAAAUGAUGAUUGAAAAGAAAAUCUUCAAAGAUCCAGAAUUGCAUCAGAAGUGUGAGGGAAUGCCAUCGGAGAAUUUUUUUCGAUUUUCGAUCUCUCCUUUAAGAGUUGUGGCAUCUGUCUCCAAUGUUGUUCCUGUUGCCAUGCUUCCAUCUGAUGACCCUGUUCCAUUAAGCACUGCUCUUACUAUACAGUUCUACUACUCUCAAUGUCACCCUUUUAUUUAUUACAGAGUGGAAGUCCGGAUGAUCAGGGCGGGUAUUGCUAUGGUGUGUUGUGUUUUGCUGUUUUAG
This is a messenger RNA of Ilex paraguariensis (yerba mate), 2627 nucleotides long. The record is from the annotation of a GenBank genome assembly. Lineage: Eukaryota; Viridiplantae; Streptophyta; Magnoliopsida; Aquifoliales; Aquifoliaceae.